GAAACAUGGUAAUUUUCACACCUGUUAUUUUCUUUUGAUCACAGAAUACACGUUUACCGUCUAAAUGUAUCUUGUUUUAUUGUAAAAUAUCCCCGCUUUCAAAUCUAUAGAGAUGAUCACAUAGGAAAAAAGCAAGGGGCAUCAAAAUUUUCAACCAUGAUGCAGUCAGAUCAACAGCUCAUCACAUAGCUAUACAUUUGUGACUGUCUGUCACUGUCUUGAAUCCUGUACAUCAUACUUCAUGUGGAGAGUAAUGUGUUUUAGUGCAGUAAGGUCAGACUAUGAGGCUUUUAUUUCUGUGUCACAAUGUAUAUGUUAAGUAUGCAUUCGAAUAAGUCGAAACAAACAUUGUUUCUAUAAGCAUGUUCUUUAUGCAGCAUUGUGAACUGAUUAUGCAUAAUUUUUGCGGAAGAAAUGUGUUCAAGUUUUGAAAAUGAAUUGAAAGAGUUAACACUCCUGUUGUGUGCACAUUCCAAAUGAUAAUGGACUGAGAAUCUAUGUGCGUCAUCAACUUCAUCACAUUCCAUAUAGUGACAUUCCUUUUUUAUUGAAUAUAUCUAUUUUUACAUAAUUUUAGGUGAUUUUUACUUUCAUUAACAUUCCACUGCUCACAUUUUUAGUCACCAUGACAGAUUUAUUUAAUCAGUUUGGUGGAGCUCUUUCUGACUUUAAGAUGAGAAAUAUAGACUCAGCUGGUUUGCAUGAAAUCAUUGGAGAAUUUGCACCAUUGAUUGGAGUAGCAACUGAUGGCAUUGCUGCUGUAAACAAAAAGGUGGAAGAUAAUACAAGUGAAGAAAUUAAGGUGAAAACUGAAAUAAAACAAGAACCUGAUUGUGUCAAUGGAGAUGUCAAACCAGUUGUCAGUGCUGAUGCGGCUCUGGAUUUAUCUAUGAAACCAGAACCAUGUGAUCAGCCUCUGUUUAAAAUAGUAAAGGUUGAAAGCUUACAACAUUCAGUUAAACGUGAGCCAGAUGAUUCAUUGCUGAUAGAUCAUUCAGUGUACAAGAGAUCCCGACAUUCUUUUGAAAGUCAUAAAUUUGAAUCAAGAAAUUCUUGUAGUCCAGUUAAUUUGGUAAAUGAAACAACAAAUGUUGAAAGUCCCCAGUCAUCUGCCAAGUCAAAUAAAGAUUCUGACGAGGAAUCCUCCAAAGCUUGUAAACUUUUAUAUGAAAUAAAAUGUGUGAAUGAUCUGAAGUAUUACCAGUGUAAACUUUGUCCUAAAGUUUAUGAUACAAAGUAUCAUCUAAAUCGUCACCUGAUCAGUCAUGGUGGAAACAGACCUCAUUUAUGUAUACAAUGCGGAAAAUCCUUCUCACAGAAAUGUGACUUAAAUCGUCACAUGAAUGUUCAUAAUAACUUAAGAAAGCAUGCUUGCUCAGUUUGCGGCAAGACUUUCAAACGUGCCGACUACCUCUCUAAACACGAGCGCCAGUAUUGCGGAGUAUACAAACCUCAUAAAUGUACGAAGUGUUACAAAGGAUUUGAAGAAUUGGAACAGUUGCAAGAACACAGCUGUACUCAGCGAACUGAUGGGACAACAUUUACUUGCGAGCAUUGUUCUGAAAAGUUUGACAGUGUUGACAGUAUCGUUGAACACCGUAAAACUCACCAAACACAGCAGCAGGACUACCAGUGUACAAAAUGCAAGGAAGAGUUUACAGACUUCAGUAGUUAUGUAGAUCAUUUCAAGAAACACAGUGGUGAGCGGCCAUACUCUUGUGAUUUAUGUCAGAAAAUUUUUACACGGAACCAUAACCUCAUGACACAUAUGUGGAUACACAAUCAGGAGAAACAGCACACCUGUCCGAUAUGUGCAAAGACAUUUACUUAUUACAGUAAUUUACAGGUACAUCUGCGUGUUCAUCGUAACGAGCGUCCCUACAAAUGUAAUGAAUGUGACAAAGGUUUUCUAACGAGCAGUGACCUUCGUCGUCACAAACGCACCCACAGUGGCGAGAAACCCUACAAAUGUGAUCAGUGCCCUGCCGAGUAUGCACGUAAGGAACGCCUGAUUAGUCACAUGAUCACUCACAUGGAAGAAGGGGUCGAGGGUCGAGAUAUGACUGGAGAUGGUUUGUCUGGCAGUUUAACAGAAGACGUUUCGAAGGAUAGUUCUUGUCCAGAUGAAGAGGUUUCGAGGGAUAGUUCUAAAGGUGUCCGGGAAGGUGAGAUCUCGGAGGACAGCAGCAUGAUGGAGGAAGACUACUAUGCAGAGGAAGAAAUGGACAAAUAGAUGUUAUUUAGUAUAUUUGAGCACUGCUGUGUGAAAACUAAUGUUCGGACUUUCCGACCAUAUACGGUCUAUAUACUGGUAUACAGGAGCUGAAGCUUAUACAAAAAUAUAGCAAAGCCCUAAGGUUGGUUUUCACACAGUGGGGCUCAUUUAGUUAUGUUAAGUAAAUUUAUAUAAGUAACAGUUUCAUGUAUGUGAGCUGUCAUGAUAAAAGGGACCACUGGCUGAAUUCUUUUAAAUCUUGGCAUUUAUAUAUCUUAGUGUAUUAAAUUUUCUUUGGGAAUAUAAACUUUUCUUGUAUAUUUGGGGUAAAUUCAUUUCAAUCCACCUUACUAUUGUUGUUUAAUAAUGUGUUUCCUGCAUGCCUUUGUUAUGAUGAUAUCUUUUUAAGAACAGUAAACAAUAGAGUUGAGUAUAUUGCAUUUGAAUCCUUCGGCGUAGAAAAAAAACUGAAUAAAUUUAUUAAAGAUUUCAUGAAAAUUAAGCAUGUUAGAAUACCAGAAUCUUCUUUACUUUUUGAAUGAAGUACAUUGUAAACUUGCCAUUGACAGCCAAAUUGAUGUUGCCAAAAUGUUAGAUUUUAAGAUACUCCUCAUCCAUUUGAGAUGGUAAUACCUAUGUGCCACAAGAGAAACAUUGUCCUCUCUAUGAUUAGAAGUGGUUAGAUUUUUGUUUCAUGAAAACCCUGCCGGGUACUCAUUUAAAAUCCUGACAGAUCCAUUAAAUUUAGAACAUACAGAAACUCUCAAAUUGCAGUGUUGGCAACACAAUCAAGAACAACUGUUGUACUUAUAAUCACAAUCCCAGUACCUGGGAUCAACAAAUUGAAAAUUUGGUGGUUUUAAAUGAAAUAUUUUAGUUUUUGACUGCUACUAAGAUGUUAAUUGAGACAGGCCUUGGAAAUAGAUAAUGUUGUCAGUAUUAUUUCUGUUAAAGUAAGCGGUAUUAUACAUACAUUUCCUGUACAUACAUUAUUUUUGUUCGUAAUGUCUUGUUGUAACUGAUAGGUAUUAUUGCAGCUGUGUAAUUAUAUGAUUUAAAGCUACUUUUUCACAAAUUGAAUGAAAAGUGUUUGUAUCCUUAGAUACAUAAAGGGGUCCUCCAUGGCUGAGUGAUUAAGGUUUAAUCACCAUCCCCUUACCUCUGUAGGUUCAAGUCCUGCACUGAUAGUUUAGUUAGGAAGUCAUCCAGCUAACUUGGUGAAGGUCUGUAAGUUCUACCAUACCCCCUAUACUCUUAGGGCUGUUCUCCAACUUGAAACUCUUGAAAUUCUCCAGAAAGAAAAGAGGUCAAUAACAGUAAACAGUACUAAAGACCAUUUAACAAAAGUCAUGUAGUCUGAUACGUUUGUCUUACUGAAGAUAUGCGAAAGAGUUGCUGUAAAGAAAUAUUCUUAUAUAAUGUAAAUAUGACUUUUCUUGCAAUUUUUCAUGGCCUAAUAUGUCGGUCAUAAAAACACAAGUUCCUAAUCUCUUAUGACUCCAGGUUUCUAGAGUAUAUUUUGAGAUUAAAUGCAUGCAUGUUCUUGCUCCUAGGUUAUAAAUCAGUGUUUGGGUACCUGUGAGUCUCAUUCUGCAACCUUGCCAAUGGUCAGUUUCAAAAUUGUGCUCAAAAACAACCAAUCAAGUACUAGAGUUUAGAGACUGGUCACCAUAACACAGUUUUAUAACCCUUGAACCAGGCCUCACGCAGUCUGCCCCCUGAUUAUUGCUAUUUGUUUACAAAAAGCAGCUGUUUUCUUUAUUUAGAUAUCAACUUGUUACAACUUUAGUUCUAGUUGUUAGCACGAAAAGUUUACAUGUAUGUUUGACUUCGACACUUAAAUACUUCCUGGUUCUUAUCUAUGAUUGGUACUCAGGCAGUCUUUAUCUUGAAAUUUACUGAAAAGGAAAUGUUAAGAGUAGCAGGACAUUAUCUUGAAAAUCUGUGUGAAAUGAUAAACAAACAAAAAUAUAUACUUGAAAUUUAGAAACACUUUACGACUGCUCAUAAAGACUAUAGAUAUGUUAACUUUUGUAUGUGUAAUAUAACAUAAUGAUGCAAAGUUUAGGAGAUUUUCUUCAAUUUAAUUAUAUUAUAUAUAGCAUCAAUGUAUCUAUUAAUGUUCAGGAAGUAAGAUAACUUGUAUUUAUUAGCAUUUGUUCUAUUUUUUGUGUAAUAUUCCACAAGGUUUUCUGUAAAUACUGGCUAAAAAAUGGCCUAAAAAGACUUUGUCCAGCUUUGUUUUUUAACACGCAUGACUAUGUUUGUAUAGCAAUUUAGCCUGUCUCUAAAACACCAUGACAGUUUGAUAUAUAAGAAAGUUUAUUUGUACUACAGACAUAUUUUAAGACUGCUCAUCUCUGUAUAUUGCUAUAAUCAAGUAUGUGUACUUAUAUCAUUUGUUAAUUUCAUUAGGCUAUGAAAAUUACUAGGCUGUCAGAUUUUUGUCAGUAUGAAAGUGGUAUAGGAUCGUGAUAUUGAGAACCAAACUUUAAUUUUAUGUCCUGAGAAAAGUGUAGGCUCCUACUUACUCUUUUAAAGAUUCCUUGUCCCCAUUUCUUCAAUAAAAUAUUUAUUACUCAGGGACUUAUCUAGAACCUUUCAUCAAUUAAAACCUAUUGUUUUUAGUGGGAGAAGUUACAACAUUCAUAGACAUAUGAGCAGAGCUGUCUAAAAUGAAACAUGUUGUUUGAAUGUAUUGUGAUUGUAAAGAGGUAGAGUAGUUUUAAUGUUUGUGGCUUGAUGGGUGAUAGAGGGGUUAAAGUAGCUCACUUUGAUAAGCUCCACUCAAAGGUCACGGUCACAAGGACUGUGAGACUGAAAAUGAUUUCAGCUGAAUAGCUAAAGAAUGCCUUGGUCUACUUUCAUCAAACUUCAUAGGAUGAUUGCCUGUGGUGAGUAGAUGACCCCAAUAGUCUUGGGGGUCACAGUGACCUUGAGACUUCAAACAGUCAAACUUCAUAGGAUGAUUGCCUGUGGUCUGUAGGUGACCGUUAUAUUUCUGGGGUUAGUAGGUCAGUGGCCAAGGUCACAGUGACCUUGAGACUUGAAACAUUUUCCACUCGAUAACUAAACAGUGCUUUGGCAAACAGUGGUCAAACUUGGUAGGAUAAUUGCAUAUGGUUAGUAGAUGUCUUGUUUUGUUUUGGGGGGUCAAAAGACAAGGUUACAGUGACCUCAAUACUGGAAUUUGUUUCAGCUCAAUAACUAAAGAAUGCUUUGGGCAGUCAUCAAAUUUCAUAGGAUUAUUUCCUGUAGUCAAUAGAUGACUCCUAUAAUUGUGUGUAUCAAUAUAUGAAAGGUCA
Mercenaria mercenaria is the source of this 5520-nucleotide messenger RNA. RefSeq names its product zinc finger protein 883-like. Gene Ontology annotation, biological process: regulation of DNA-templated transcription. The coding region runs from base 626 to 2233 and encodes 535 amino acids. Gene Ontology annotation, molecular function: RNA polymerase II cis-regulatory region sequence-specific DNA binding; DNA-binding transcription factor activity, RNA polymerase II-specific. The record is from RefSeq and is a predicted model, not a curated record. The transcript has 4 exons. NCBI's taxonomy places the organism in Eukaryota, Metazoa, Mollusca, Bivalvia, Venerida, Veneridae.